AUGGUCGGUUCUGUUCAUAUGCCUCCUACUGAGGGAAAGGCCCUUGGUGAUAAGGAGUUCGGGGCUGCAUUUUUCCAGGUUAUUGGACGCGGUUUGGCGCAAGGUUGGUUCUCUGGGCACCCGUAUGAAGUGCGGAAGGGUGGACUGGGUGGUGUUGAAGGAGCAUUGAAGGAUUUGGAGGCUGGUAAGGCAUCUGCGGUUAAAUAUGUGGUGAGGAUUGCAGAGACGGAGGGUGUGUUGUUGUAG
This is a messenger RNA of Penicillium canescens, 246 nucleotides long. RefSeq lists its product as uncharacterized. NCBI's taxonomy places the organism in Eukaryota, Fungi, Ascomycota, Eurotiomycetes, Eurotiales, Aspergillaceae. Gene Ontology annotation, molecular function: oxidoreductase activity, acting on NAD(P)H. The record is from RefSeq and is a predicted model, not a curated record. Bases 1 to 246 code for a protein of 81 amino acids. The transcript has a single exon.